This is a messenger RNA of Tribolium castaneum (red flour beetle), 1530 nucleotides long. Its product is annotated as enolase. Lineage: Eukaryota; Metazoa; Arthropoda; Insecta; Coleoptera; Tenebrionidae. The coding region runs from base 188 to 1489 and encodes 433 amino acids. Gene Ontology annotation, cellular component: phosphopyruvate hydratase complex. The transcript has 3 exons. Gene Ontology annotation, molecular function: magnesium ion binding; phosphopyruvate hydratase activity. The record is from RefSeq and is a predicted model, not a curated record. Gene Ontology annotation, biological process: glycolytic process.
UUCACUAGAUCCACCAUAAAUUGGGACGAGUUUUUAUUCAUUUUUUCUAAAUCAAGUCUCAUCCGAAACUUGUAACCUUGUACGUCUUUCACCUUGUCAUUCCAUCAAAUCAAAAUUCUCAGUGUCCUUGACCCUCUGGGCCCCAAAUCCAAAUUCCUGUAAUGUAAAUCUCCUUGACUCGAAUAAUAUGCCCAUAAAGAGCGUCGCAGCCCGCCAGAUAUUCGAUUCUCGGGGAAACCCAACAGUGGAAGUAGACUUGAUCACUGACUUGGGUUUGUUCCGAGCAGCUGUACCGUCCGGAGCCAGCACUGGUGUGCACGAAGCUCUCGAAUUGCGAGACAACGACAAAAAGAAAUACCAUGGAAAAUCAGUGCAAAAAGCCAUCGAUAACAUUAACAUUAUCAUCGGUCCAGAACUGGUGAAAUCACACUUGGAGGUAACGCAACAGACGGAAAUCGACGAACUGAUGAUUAAACUUGACGGAACUGAAAACAAGUCAAAAUUGGGGGCUAAUGCCAUUCUCGGAGUGUCUCUGGCUGUGGCGAAAGCUGGUGCAGCGAAAAGGGGGCUCCCUUUGUACAAACACAUUGCCGAUUUAUGUGGGAAUAAAAAUAUUAUUCUCCCGGUUCCGGCCUUUAACGUGAUAAAUGGGGGCUCCCAUGCUGGGAACAAACUUGCGAUUCAAGAAUUUAUGAUUCUGCCAACGGGGGCAACGUCUUUCAACGAAGCCAUGAAGAUGGGGUCGGAGGUCUAUCACCACUUGAAGGAAAUCAUCAAGAAGAAGCACGGGAUGAACGCUACUGCUGUUGGAGACGAGGGUGGUUUCUCCCCUAAUCUUAAAAAAGCCGAGGACGCACUUAAACUAAUAGUGCAAGCUAUCAACAAAGCGGGUUACAAAGGACGGAUCGAAAUCGGUAUGGACAUUGCAGCCUCCGAGUUCUUCAAAAAAGGGAAAUACGACUUGGACUUUAAGAACAAGAAAUCAAACAAGGCCAAGUGGCUGACUGGUGACAAACUUCUCAAACUGUACAAAGGCUACGUGAAGAAAUUCCCGAUAGUGUCGAUCGAGGACCCGUUCGACCAAGACGACUGGAAGUUUUGGCAUUCGAUCACUUCCUCCAUGGACCGCCAAAUCGUCGGUGAUGAUCUCACAGUGACCAACCCUAAACGAAUUGAGACAGCGGUUGAGAAACAAGCCUGCAAUUGUCUCCUCCUUAAGGUUAACCAAAUCGGUUCGGUCACUGAAGCUCUAAGGGCCCAUCAGUUGGCCAAAGCCAACGGUUGGGGGACUAUGGUUUCGCACAGGUCUGGCGAGACUGAAGAUACCUUCAUUGCCGACUUAGUUGUGGGGCUUUCGACGGGGCAAAUUAAGACAGGGGCCCCGUGUAGGUCGGAACGGUUGGCCAAGUAUAACCAGAUUUUGAGGAUUGAGGAGGAGUUGGGGGAAAAUGCCAAGUAUGCAGGGAGUUCGUUUCACAAGCCGUUGUAAUAAAGUUUCAGACAAAUAAAGCUUUUAUUUUUUAUCACAAA